AUGGACCCUGCCCCACCCCCGGGACCCUGGCUCCACCCAGCUCCCCUCUUCUGGGUCCCAGCCUUUCCUGGCCACAUCCCAUGGGACCUCGCCCCGCCCCCCAGACCCCGCCUCCGGACCACGGCCACGCCCCCUAGGACCUCGGCCCCGCCUCAGCCCGCUGGUCGGGGGCCACGGCGACCCCGCGCACUCUCCGGCCAUUCUGGGAGGAAGAUGCCACCGCUGUGCUCACGCCCUGGCCGCCACCUCUUCCUGCCCCUCCUGGCCCUGCUGCUGCCCUGGCCAUGCCCAGCUCGCGCCCCUGUGCCCCCGGGCCCUGCCGCCCUGCUCCAGGCCCUCGGGCUGCGCGAUGCGCCCCGGGGCGCCCCCACGCUCCGGCCCGUCCCCCCGGUUAUGUGGCGCCUGUUCCGCCGCCGCGACCCCCAGGAGGCAAGGUCGGGCCUGCGGCGGACGCCCCCGGGGGCCACCCUGCAACCGUGCCACGUGGAGGAGCUGGGGGUCGCCGGAAACAUUGUGCGCCACAUUCCGGACCGCGGUGCGGCCGCCCGGCCCCCGGAGCCCGCCUCGGCCGCGGGGCAGUGCCCCGAGUGGACCGUCGUCUUCGACCUGUCGGCUGUAGAACCCGCCGAGCGCCCGAGCCGGGCUCGCCUGGAGCUGCGCUUCGCGGCGGCGGUGGCGGCGGCGGCCCCGGCGAGCGGCUGGGAGCUGAGCGUGGCGCGGGCUGGCGAGGCCGCGGGCCCGGACCCGGGGGCAGUGCUGCUCCGCCAGGCGGUGCCCGCCCUGGAGUCGCCGGUGCGCGCCGAGCUGCUGGGCGCCGCCUGGGCACCUAACGCCUCGGUGCCGCGCAGCCUCCGCCUGGCGCUGGCGCUGCGCGCCCGGUCCCCUGCCGCCUGCGCGCGCCUGGCCGAGGCCUCUCUGCUGCUGGUGACCCUCGACCCGAGCCUGUGCCACCCUCUGGCCCGGCCCCGGCGUGAGGCCGAACCUGCUGCGGGCGGCGGCCUCGGGGGCGCGUGUCGCGCGCGGCGGCUCUACGUGAGCUUCCGCGAGGUGGGCUGGCACCGCUGGGUCAUCGCGCCACGAGGCUUCCUGGCCAACUACUGCCAGGGCCAGUGCGCGCUGUCCGCUGCGCUGUCUGGCCCUGGCGGGCCCCCAGCACUCAACCACGCCGUGCUGCGCGCGCUCAUGCACGCCGCCACCCCAGCCGCCGGUGGCCUGCCCUGCUGCGUGCCCGCGCGCCUGUCGCCCAUCUCCAUGCUCUUCUUCGACAACAGCGAUAACGUGGUGCUGCGGCACUAUGAGGACAUGGUGGUGGAUGAGUGCGGCUGCCGCUGACCAGGGGCGGGUGGGGGGCGAGGAACCAACAAUAAACACUGCGUGGUCUGCUC
Messenger RNA from Lemur catta (Ring-tailed lemur), 1385 nucleotides. It is a transcript of the gene GDF1, whose product is annotated as growth differentiation factor 1. The record is from RefSeq and is a predicted model, not a curated record. Lineage: Eukaryota; Metazoa; Chordata; Mammalia; Primates; Lemuridae. Gene Ontology annotation, molecular function: cytokine activity; growth factor activity. Gene Ontology annotation, biological process: SMAD protein signal transduction; BMP signaling pathway. Gene Ontology annotation, cellular component: extracellular region.